GUGAAUUCCAUCCAGACGACUGCCGGCUCUGGGCUUAGUCUUUUGGCGCUCAGUCUACAGAGUCGAGCGGUCGUGAAAGAUGUGGCGGAAUGGCAACGGAAUAGAACCAGAAAUAGAAGCCGAAAUAGAUCCCGAAAUAGAAAUAGAUAUACAUCGAAACAAUUAGCAAGUUAACGUGUCAAGGCUAAAGCUGAGAUUGGAAAAAGACAGCAUUUCUGAAGGAAGAUCAUGUGCUGGUGCGCACGUGUCUAUUGGACUGUUCUACAGAAUCUUUUUGCCAGAUUCUACAACAAUCUGACGGAGCAGCCAUGUAGCUACUAUCCACAGCGCUGCUGCAGCUGCUGUGGCAGCUAUCGACGACAGGCGAGUGACGUCGACGUCGACGUUGAUGUCGAUGUCGACGAGACGGACAAACGGGUUUCCGAAUCGUACAUUGAUGACGAUCAGCAGCGACCACAACAUGAUUAUGUCAUUGUUGAUGAUGCCGAUGCAAACUAUGUGGAGAUCGAGCAGCGACAGAUUGAAACGGAAUCCUACUACUUUACGGUUGAUCGUGUCAUGGCGGAGCGCAUGUUGGCGGAUCGCGAGGAUGGCGCCUGUUUGGUGCGUCCCUUCAAGGCGACAGAUCUCUGCAUCAAAUACAUUGUGAGCAUAUAUGCUGAUCAGCAAUAUUAUCACCUGUUUGUGCGCCAAAUCGAUGGCCGGCAACGUUAUGGAAUUGGACAGUUCAAGCCGCAUGAACGUCACUUCCCCUCACCCUGCCACAUCAUCGAGUUCUACGCGGAACAUGCACUUCUCUGCACCAACAAACAACGUAGUCAGAGCAUCUUUUUAAGGCCCAUAAGCUGUGCCUAACUGCAGCAGCAGAAGAAGACACGAAGUUCUUGGAUUAGGGUAUCGUUUAUUGGCUUUAAGUGUAAGAUAAAUUAUGUACAAAUUAUUUGACUUAAGGUUAUUAGAGUAAGGUGAUUAGGUGGCCACAACGGCCUUGAAGGCGCACUGAUUAUUCUGCAUGAGGGCGGGCCAAAGGAAGGCCUUGAUCAGAUCCGAGCGGCGAUCCGACUGCGGAUGACGUUCGUGUUUCUCCGGACGCAGAAAGCCUUUAAGAAAUCGAAUAGGUGUAGUUAUUAUUAGUAUAAAAGGCAAACUCGACUGUGAAAACAGAAUAUUACAAAUGAAAACAGAAAUUAUACAAAUAUUAUUAAAAAGAAAUCGCACCAAA
Messenger RNA from Drosophila innubila, 1222 nucleotides. RefSeq lists its product as uncharacterized. Gene Ontology annotation, biological process: cell surface receptor protein tyrosine kinase signaling pathway; intracellular signal transduction. NCBI's taxonomy places the organism in Eukaryota, Metazoa, Arthropoda, Insecta, Diptera, Drosophilidae. Bases 229 to 855 code for a protein of 208 amino acids. The transcript is spliced from 2 exons. The record is from RefSeq and is a predicted model, not a curated record.